This is a messenger RNA of Myripristis murdjan (pinecone soldierfish), 1580 nucleotides long. RefSeq names its product ninjurin-2-like. The coding region runs from base 92 to 568 and encodes 158 amino acids. Gene Ontology annotation, biological process: tissue regeneration; cell adhesion. The transcript has 4 exons. Lineage: Eukaryota; Metazoa; Chordata; Actinopteri; Holocentriformes; Holocentridae. Gene Ontology annotation, cellular component: membrane. The record is from RefSeq and is a predicted model, not a curated record.
CCACUGCCAUCCUAGCAUUAGCAUAUUCUCCGCUGUGGGGGCUACACUUGGUGUGUGAGUGUGUGUACCUUCGCUUACUGCCGGUCUUAUUAUGCAGGGACUGGGGAAGACAGAGAGAGGGGAGCAGGGCCGAGACAUCGACCUGACAUCGCUGAGAUCCACCAUGCCAGCCAGCGGCCCUCUGCAGGGAGGUUCAGCCUCCAAUCUGAACAUGAACCUUUAUGCCACUAAGAAGACUGCAGCAGAGGGCAUGUUGGACAUCGCUCUGUUCCUGGCCAACGUCACACACAUGAAGACUGUCAUUGAACAGGGAGCUGGAUUCAGGUAUUACAUCGCCGUCCUGACCCUCAUCUCCUUCUCCUUGGCUCUCCAGAUAGUGGCCGGAGUCCUCAUCAUCAUCAUCGGCCGUCGGGACCUGAAUAACUCCACCCUGCAGAGGCGUCUGGACUACCUGAACAACGUGACGACCAUCAUAGUCUUCAUCACCACCGUCCUCAACUUCUUCAUCAGCACCUUCGGCAUGCAGCGCACCGGGUACUUCCCCUGGCUUAUGAUGCGCAUUCACUGAUGCACACACACACACACACACACAUACACACACACACACACACACACACACACACACACACACACAGACAUGUCAUACAGAUACACAAAUCAGCUCAUCAGUCUUUUUAACACAAUUUUUGCAUUAAAAAUAUAUUUUUUUCCUUCUGGGGUGCAUUCUGAAUAUUAACAAUUACCAUUCCUUCUUACAAUACAUAUACUUUAAUUGUGUCAUUCUUGUUAAAUUCUCUCUUUGUUUUAUAAACUUUAUUUUUUUCUGUAAUAAUAAUUUUCUGUAAUACGAUUAUUUCAUGUGAUUUGAUCUCUUUUUACUGUAAAGUGUCUUUGAGUGCUGAGAAAAGCUCAAUACAAAUAAAAUUUUUAUUAUUUAUUUAUAGGACUAGUGUCUAAAAAUCUGAUGCUAACCCUACCCGAUACUAUUUCAAUAGAGCCCCCAUUCAAUUUACGGUCAAUGCAAAGACAGUAUUAAGUCUUAAAUUUGUAUAUUUUUAUCACAUUUUUUCAGUCACCAAAGUAACUAGCUGCUAACAAAUCAUCAUCAAGUUAUCAUCCUGUAAUCCACUGAACUGCUAUCUGUUAGAUUUUCUAAUUGCCUUUGGUUGUCUUUGACCCUAAAAUAUAAAUAAUGCAAGGUAACCUGUUCAUUCUCACUGACAACCUGUGAGGUCGAGAGUGUUAUUAUAAUUUAGGCUACAGCUGGGAUUAACAAUUCAAAAAGAUGUUUUCCCCGUAUUCUGAAAAAGAAUGUGCCAUUUUCAACACAUCCUGGGACACGAUAAGUUCACAUGACACAUUCUUAUAAAGAGUAAUUUAUCAAAACUGUCAUGUUACCUGUAAUGUUUUCAGUAAAAACAGCAGUUUAUGUUUGUAUUAUAUUAAUUUAUGGUAUUUGUUGUAUGUUUUUGUCCAAAGUGUUGGACACUCUGAGCCUGGUACUGUUGAGCUACACAGGACUUGCCCCUCACCAUAACAUUUCCAAAUUUAAAUCACUGUAAUAAAACCUGUUUACAACA